UGCUCCAUCUAGGUUGAAUCCCAAAUGACUUCCGAGCCCUACACAGACGCGCUACAUAGGGUGCACACAAACCAUUACUCUAUAGCUUAUGUAGUGGACUUAAAGUCUAACAGCGGGCUGUUUUUGGACUCGGCCACAGUCAGUGUGGAUUAAGGUCUUCGGCGUCACGGCGAGCUAGAGUGCAGUGGACGAGCUCGACUCCCUAAUUCAUACUCGACUAGUGAAAGAAAGCGUUUUGGAGCACGCUGAGUAAAAUGAGUAAACUGGAGCAGUUAAACGUGUUCCUGAGUGAGAGACUGUCCGCGGCGGUGAAUGAGAUCCUCGACACAGUGAGCAGGAUGAUGCAGGAGUACGAGGAGGAAACGGCUCGGAUACGCAAAGAGAACGAUUAUCUGAAGGAAAUGUUAAAGGUUACAGGAUGCAGUAUUACUGAAACAAGUCCGGGUGGGGUUCCUUCUGUGUCUCAUGGAAAACAAGACUGUAUCUCAAGCUUGGAGCAGGAAACGGAGCCCCAGGAGAGCCUGAGUCAACACCGAGCAGCAAAGAAAGAAAAUGCGAGCAUAAAAUCAGAAUAUCCCACCCCUCAGUACCCUGCACAUUCUGACUCCGAGUCUGAAACUAGGCCGACAGACAACACUGUGGAACCUCCCCAGUGCACCUCUCAGUUAAACUCGCACACUGUCGAUCAAGACAUAAUAGACUUUGAUUUUCCCAUAAAAGUUAAAGUCGAGUCAAUGAAUAUAGAGUCACAUUUAGGUGAUACCACAGACAAUAUGGAUACCAGCAACCAGAGCUGGUCUCCACAGAACUGGGAUUUGUUUUCAGAGCGAAAUUAUCAGAAUAGAGUGCAACAAGGAGCUGGUCUGCAUCCAUAUAGCACCGAAGGUCCACGUUCUGCAGAAACCACGAUUCAGAACCAGCCUGUAGAGUUCCAAGCGGCUUUCAGCUACACAAACCGGACCAUAUGCAAUAACAGGCUGCACUGCACCAGCAGACACUGUGAACUUCAGAAAAGGACCACGUCAAAGUCGAGCCCUGUUUGGCAGUAUUUCUCACUGAAAGAGGGUGAUUGUAGUAAGGCGGUGUGUCUGAUGUGCAAGGCAGUAAUAUCUCGUGGUGUUAAAGAGUACACAACAUCAGCACUGUUAAAACACCUCCGUAUGAAACAUGGCAAAUGUUGAUCUAUGAUGUUUUGUACUUUUCUACUCUUGACUCAGUAGUUAGGUUUACGAUUACAAAAAAACAACAGCAAAAAAAAAACCAAAUAGGACAUUCUCUACAAAUGUAUGAAUGACACCAGUCUCUAAUGUAGCAAAUGAAAACUAUACUGACCAAAUUUGCAAAGCCACAUUCACUUGAUUUUGAUUGAUGAUGCAGACCUGAGCCUGCUAAAUACCUUCCCAUGGUUUUUACUGAGAUACAACUAUAGCAGAUAAAAAAAACCUAAACAUGCACAAGAUUUGAGGU
Ictalurus furcatus (blue catfish) is the source of this 1467-nucleotide messenger RNA. RefSeq lists its product as uncharacterized. Gene Ontology annotation, molecular function: DNA binding. The coding region runs from base 255 to 1181 and encodes 308 amino acids. Lineage: Eukaryota; Metazoa; Chordata; Actinopteri; Siluriformes; Ictaluridae. The record is from RefSeq and is a predicted model, not a curated record. The transcript is spliced from 2 exons.